Amborella trichopoda is the source of this 1514-nucleotide messenger RNA. Its product is annotated as 2-dehydro-3-deoxyphosphooctonate aldolase. The record is from RefSeq and is a predicted model, not a curated record. Gene Ontology annotation, molecular function: 3-deoxy-8-phosphooctulonate synthase activity. Gene Ontology annotation, biological process: biosynthetic process. Gene Ontology annotation, cellular component: cytoplasm. Lineage: Eukaryota; Viridiplantae; Streptophyta; Magnoliopsida; Amborellales; Amborellaceae.
UGCAAAUGUCCUGCACAUUUCCCGCUUCCCCCCCUCCAUCUAUUUUCUCUCUCUAUAUACUCUCCUCUUUCUCUCUCUCUUUUUUUUCUCUCUAUUAUCUCUUCUUUCUUUCUUUACUUUUAUUUCUCUAACUUUUAACACAGCACAGCGACAUCACCAGAUCAAGAGAAGGAAACGCUCCAUCGUCAGUCUCUCUUUAUGCUCUCUCUCUAUGGCUUCACCGAAAAUAUAUAUUUUCUCUCUCUACAUUCUCUCUCCCUCUCUACAUUUGUCUCUGUAAUUUACAACCCUAAGCACUGCUGGAAGAGCUAUACGGCCAUAGCCAGUCUCUCUCUCUAGAGUAGGAAGAGGUACAUUUUCUCCGUCGUACUCUCUAUCCAGAAUAGGAAGAGCUACAUUGUCUCUCUAUCUCCUUUUUCCUUGAGAGAUGGAUUCAACUGCUCUCUUCAACCAAUUGAAGGCGGCAGAACCAUUUUUCCUUUUAGCUGGUCCCAAUGUUAUAGAAUCUGAGGCGCAUGUUCUGAAGAUGGCUGGACAUAUUAAGGACAUCACCUCAAAGCUUGGGGUGCAGUUGGUUUUCAAAUCCAGCUUUGACAAAGCUAAUCGUACAUCGUCAAAAUCAUUCCGUGGUCCAGGCCUAGAAGAAGGCUUGAAGAUCCUUCAAAAGGUCAAGAUGACUUUUGAUCUUCCUAUUGUGACAGAUGUGCACGAGGCAAGCCAGUGUGAACCUGUUGGGAGGGUUGCUGAUAUCAUUCAGAUUCCAGCUUUUCUAUGUCGCCAGACAGACCUUCUAGUUGCAGCUGCAAAGACUGGGAAAAUAGUCAAUAUUAAGAAAGGCCAAUUUUGUGCUCCUUCUGUCAUGGUAAAUUCUGCAGAAAAGGUUCGAUUGGCAGGGAAUCAAAAUGUAAUGGUUUGUGAGCGGGGCACCAUGUUUGGCUAUAAUGAUUUGAUUGUUGAUCCCCGCAACUUGGAGUGGAUGAGAGAAGCAAAUUGUCCUGUUGUUGCAGAUAUUACUCAUUCCUUACAGCAGCCUGCAGGCAAAAAGCUAGAUGGUGGUGGUGUUGCAAGUGGCGGUCUUCGUGAACUCAUACCCUGUAUUGCAAGGACAUCAGUUGCAGUUGGGGUUGAUGGUAUCUUCAUGGAGGUACAUGAUGAUCCGCUGAAUGCUCCAGUUGAUGGUCCAACACAGUGGCCUCUGUGCCAUUUGGAGGAGCUACUUGAAGAGCUCAUUGCAAUUUCAAGGGUCAGCAAAGGAAAACAACCAUUCAAGAUUGACCUCACUCCAUUUCGUGGCUAAGGUAUGACUUGUAAUAGAUUUUCACACAAUGAUCUCUGUUGAGUUACAUGUAGGAAAUGCCGUUUGAUUUAUUCAUCUGAAAAGAAAAAACAAAAGGUUAUAUUUAUGAUGUCUAUGCUUGAAUGAAACAAUUUAGAACAUAUGAACUUGAAGCCAAUUCUGUAAUGAACCUCUUUUGAAUGAGUGGUUGAAUAAAAUAGAUUUCCGUUAGCUUACA